AUGUCAUCAAACACUGUUGAUAUUCUAAACACAAUUCGUGAUAAUCUACAAUAUUUCUACUAUGUUAUAUUUCUAUAUGGAACAAUUGGCAAUUUUUUAAAUACGAUGAUAUUUUCUCGAUUAAAACCAUUUCAUGGUAAUCGAUGUGCUUUCUAUUUUACAAUGGAAGCCAUUGGUGGAAUCGUGUUUUUAUUUCUUGGUCUCAUUAAUUCCAUAGCACGACAAAUUCAUGGAUCCGAUCUUGUCGAUUCUGUCUUAAUUUGGUGUCGAAUAAGAUUUAUCACUAUGCAUGGAAUGGCAUUAAUACUUUUUUUUACGAUAUGUUGCGCUGCAUGUGAUCAAUUUUGGUCAACACAUUACCGAUUUGGUGUAAGAUAUCAAUAUCCACUUAAACUUGCACGAUACAUUAUGUUAAUAAGUAGUUGUAUUUGGCUUAGUCAUAGUAUUGUAUUUGCGUUAUUUCUUAAUAUUCAAUCAUCAUCAUCAGGAUGUGUGAUAACAAAUUUCAUUUUAAUUUGGUAUUCAACAUAUUGUUUCUAUCCGAUACUUUAUGGUCCUUUGCAAAUCUUUUUAGCAUUUGUUUUUAGUUUAUUAGCUUAUCGAAAUGUUCGACAUAUUAUUCGUCAACAAAUAUCUAUUGAACGUCGUCAAUUAGAUCAACAAAUGACUGCGAUGGUUUUAAUACGAGUCAUAUUUUGUCUCAUUCUUGGAUUACCUUAUACUUGUUUUCGUAUAUAUAUUAUCAAUCAUCCCUUUACACGAUCGAAUCUUUUACGAUAUACAAUUGGGCAAAUACUUCAAAUAAUUGUUAGUCUUUUAUUUUCUGCUAAUUUUGCUAGUAAUUUUUAUAUCUUCUUUGCAACGUCAGCACAAUUUCGUCGACAAGUGAAAUAUUUUUUUCGACAAAAAACCAAUCGAUUUCAUGGGAACAUCGGUGAAGUUAAACUGUAUUCACGAGAAUUAACGCAUAGACAUUUUUACCACUCUUUUGUUGUCAUGUAA
Molecule: messenger RNA, 1002 nt
Organism: Adineta ricciae
Lineage: Eukaryota; Metazoa; Rotifera; Eurotatoria; Adinetida; Adinetidae
Source: the annotation of a GenBank genome assembly